Diutina rugosa is the source of this 765-nucleotide messenger RNA. RefSeq names its product Sec63 complex subunit. The record is from RefSeq and is a predicted model, not a curated record. The transcript has a single exon. Bases 1 to 765 code for a protein of 254 amino acids. Gene Ontology annotation, biological process: post-translational protein targeting to membrane, translocation. Gene Ontology annotation, cellular component: Sec62/Sec63 complex. NCBI's taxonomy places the organism in Eukaryota, Fungi, Ascomycota, Pichiomycetes, Serinales, Debaryomycetaceae.
AUGGCUGAGGAACAGAAGGAGGCUCCUACCAUGGAGGAUAUCCCCAAGAUCUCAGUGUUCACGCCAAUCAUCUACGUCAGUCUUCUUCUCGGGGUGUUUGUCGUGUUCCUGGUGGUGUACCGAAAAAAGCGGUUGAGAAAGUUACAGGCAUUCGAGCCCCUCUUCGGCCCUAACCGUCCCGCCGAAUUGUAUGAUUUUAUGAAAAUGCAAGCCAUUAACCCUGGGGUGCCCAAGGAACAGAAACCUCACGAGAAAGUGUUGAAAGCGGCGCUUUUACGCCGAGGAGUGGAAGCGGUGAGAAGACUGAUGAAGUUGAAAGAAUUUGAGCCGACAUUCACUCGGUUGUACCAGGAAGGGCUCAUUGGUGACGAUAUCCACCAGCAAUACGGCAUCCAGGUCAAGUUCCAGGAGCUAGAAUUACAAGAUAUCGUUAAGGACGUUGAGGGGUUUAAGAAGGGGUGGGCGCAAACAUUCUUCCCUACCGCGCAAGAAAUCUGCUUCAACGAGGCGUUGAGACGGAGACUAUACGCCAUGGACGACCGCAAGCAGCAGUUGUCGGAGUUGUGGCACUACCACGUGUCGGAGCUGGAAAAGAAGUUGAGCCAGCAGUCGCCGGUUAAGUCGAAGACCGAGCCGAAGGAAAAAGUGGCGGAAAAGGUCACCAAAAAGGUGGCGGAGAAGCCUAAGGUGGUUGAAGAAAAGGCGGAGAAGGUGGUGGACGAGAAGCCCAAGGUGGAAGAGGUUCACGUCGCCGACUUGGACUAG